Molecule: messenger RNA, 528 nt
Organism: Emiliania huxleyi CCMP1516
Lineage: Eukaryota; Haptophyta; Isochrysidales; Noelaerhabdaceae
Exons: 1
Source: RefSeq, a predicted model, not a curated record
GCGGAGGCGGCGCGGCACGCCGAGGAGCUGCUGGCGGAGGUCGAGGCGGAGAAGCGCGGCAAGGGCAAGAAGAGCAAGAAGAAGAAGAAGGGCGGCGGCAGCGGCGGCGCUGAGCCGUCGCAGGAGCCCGAGGCAGCUGUGGAGGGUGCAGAGGCGCCAUCAGAGGGUGCCGAGGUGCUGUCGGAGACAGCCGCAGCCGAGGCCGCAAAGAAGGCCGAGGAGGCGAGAUUGAUCAGGCUUCUCGAAAGUUGUCACGAGGAGAGGAUCCGGCUCGGCAUCACGGCGGAAAGCCAGGCAGCGGCUUUAGCUGAGAUGGUCGAGGCGGAGCGCUUGGCCGAGGAGGCGGAGGAAGAGGAGGAGGAGGCAGAGGCGGAGGAGGAGGAGGCCGCGGCCGAGGAGGAAGCCGCGGCCGCGGCACUUGCGGCAGCUGAGGCGGCGAUGGCCGCCGCAAAGGCGAGGCGCGCGGCCGCUGCGAGGGCCAAGGCGGCCGCUGCAAGGAAGGCGGCGGCCGCGGCCCAGCGCUCAUAG